GAGCGGCAAGAUGGCCAGUAAAACCAAGGCCAGCGAGGCCCUAAAGGUGGUGGCCCGGUGCCGCCCCCUCAGCCGGAAGGAGGAGGCUGCUGGUCACGAGCAGAUCCUGACCAUGGACGUGAAACUGGGCCAGGUGACCCUGCGGAACCCCCGCGCUGCCCCAGGGGAGCUGCCCAAGUCCUUCACCUUUGAUGCCGUGUACGAUGCCAGCUCCAAGCAGGCGGACUUGUAUGAUGAAACCGUGAGGCCCCUGGUAGACUCGGUGCUUCAGGGUUUCAAUGGCACGGUGUUUGCCUACGGCCAGACGGGCACUGGCAAGACCUACACCAUGCAGGGGACCUGGGUGGAGCCCGAGCUGCGCGGGGUCAUCCCCAAUGCCUUUGAGCAUAUCUUCACCCACAUCUCUCGCUCCCAGAACCAGCAGUACCUGGUCCGGGCCUCCUACCUGGAGAUCUACCAGGAGGAGAUUCGAGACCUGCUCUCCAAGGAGCCUGGCAAGAGGCUAGAACUGAAGGAGAACCCGGAGACUGGCGUCUACAUCAAGGACCUCUCCUCCUUCGUCACCAAGAAUGUCAAGGAGAUUGAGCACGUGAUGAACCUGGGGAACCAGACCCGGGCAGUGGGCAGCACUCACAUGAAUGAGGUCAGCUCCCGCUCCCAUGCCAUCUUCGUCAUCACGGUGGAGUGCAGUGAGCGUGGCUCAGAUGGUCAGGACCACAUCCGUGUGGGCAAGCUCAACCUGGUGGACCUGGCUGGCAGUGAGAGGCAGAACAAGGCAGGCCCCAACACAGCCGGAGGGACGGUCACGCAGUCCACGGGGAGUGGCGGCGGCGGCAGCGGUGGUGGUGGUGGUGGUGGUGGUGGAGAGAGGCCUAAGGAAGCCUCCAAAAUCAACCUCUCACUGUCUGCCCUGGGCAACGUGAUCGCUGCUCUGGCGGGGAACAGGAGCACUCACAUCCCUUACCGGGACUCCAAGCUGACCCGGCUGCUCCAGGACUCUCUGGGGGGGAACGCCAAGACCAUCAUGGUGGCCACCCUGGGGCCAGCUUCGCACAGCUACGACGAGAGCCUCUCCACCCUGCGCUUUGCCAACAGGGCCAAGAACAUCAAGAACAAGCCCCGGGUGAACGAGGACCCCAAGGACACCCUGCUGCGGGAAUUUCAGGAGGAGAUCGCCCGCCUGAAGGCCCAGCUGGAGAAGAAGGGGAUGCUGGGAAAGCGGCUCCGGAGGAAGAGCAGCCGCAGGAAGAAGGCUGUGUCAGCCCCAGCCGGGUACCCUGAGGGGCCAGUGAUAGAGGCCUGGGUGGCCGAAGAGGAGGAUGGCAACAACAACAACCACCGCCCGCCCCAGCCUACCCUGGAGUCAGCCUUGGAUAAGAACAUGGAGAAUUACCUGCAGGAACAGAAGGAGCGUCUGGAGGAAGAGAAGGCGGCCAUCCAGGAUGACCGCAGCCUCGUGAGCGAGGAGAAGCAGAAGCUGCUGGAGGAAAAGGAGAAGAUGCUGGAAGACCUAAGGCGGGAGCAGCAGGCCACAGAGCUGCUCGCAGCCAAGUACAAGGCCAUGGAGAGCAAGCUGCUCAUCGGGGGCAGGAACAUCAUGGAUCACACCAAUGAGCAGCAGAAGAUGUUGGAGCUGAAGAGGCAGGAGAUUGCGGAGCAGAAACGCCGUGAACGGGAAAUGCAGCAGGAGAUGAUGCUCCGAGAUGAAGAGACCAUGGAGCUCCGGGGCACCUACACGUCCCUGCAGCAGGAGGUGGAGGUCAAAACCAAGAAACUCAAGAAGCUCUACGCCAAGCUGCAGGCGGUGAAGGCAGAGAUCCAGGACCAGCAUGAUGAAUACAUCCGCGUGCGCCAGGACCUGGAGGAGGCACAGAAUGAGCAGACCCGGGAGCUCAAGCUCAAGUACCUAAUCAUCGAGAACUUCAUCCCCCCUGAGGAGAAGAACAAGAUCAUGAAUCGGCUUUUCCUGGACUGCGAGGAGGAGCAGUGGAAGUUCCAGCCGCUCGUGCCAGCUGGAGUCAAUAACAGCCAAAUGAAGAAACGGCCAACGUCAGCCGUGGGCUACAAGAGGCCUAUCAGCCAGUAUGCUCGGGUUGCUAUGGCAAUGGGGUCCCACCCCAGGUACAGGGCUGAAAACAUAAUGUUUCUGGAGCUGGAUGUGUCUCCUCCAGCUGUCUUUGAGAUGGACUUCUCUCAUGACCAAGAACAAGACCCCCGUGCACUACACAUGGAGAGGCUUAUGCGGUUGGACAGCUUUCUGGAAAGACCUUCCACAUCUAAAGUUCGGAAGUCCAGGUCCUGGUGCCAGAGUCCUCAGCGGCCUCCACCCUCUACCACACACGCCUCACUGGCCUCUGCUGCUCUGCACCCCACAACAGUGCUAGACCAUGAGUGACAACCUUCAGUCAGGCUGCCCAUCCGAGAGCCUCCUGGGCUGGGGAGCCAAGCCUGGAUCAUCUCACCUGACGCUCAGUGUGCGUGCGUGUGUGUGCAUGUGCGUGUGCGUGUGUGUGAGGGGGUGAGCAUCUGGCAGACCGCGUCUCUGCCUGCUCAUCUUAGCCUCCUUUAUUUAAUUAAUGUUAUUUAUUCGUGGAGCUCAGCUGUGGGGGGAGAUGCCUUCACCUGAGCCUGCCGUGGCCACUGCAUAGCCUCCUUUCCUUCUGACUUUAGACCCCCGCCAUGUCAGACCUCAAGCUCCUCCCUGUCAGCUGCUCCCAGAAGGGAAGGUAGCCAGUGCCUGAGAAGAGAGUACAUUUUCUACCUGUCUCUCUCCAUAAUCUCCAUCUCCUCCUAUGCCGACGGUGAGCAGUUCUUAAGCACUUUCUGGGACUAGAAAAAUGCUAGAUGUCCACAAAGGGCAAGACACGUCCUGACAGUGUCGGGCCGAUGCUCCCAGGGAAAAGAGCCCUGCACUCAAGCGUCUGGACCUCAGACAACCUCUGUUGGCCUCUUGGGCUCCUUUUCAAGGACUUAUGUGACCUCACCGACACAGCCAUGCUCUUUGGCUUUGGCAAGAACUCAUGGCUUACCAAACUCUGCUUCCUGGCCACCUUCCCAACCCUUGGAUGGGAAUUGUGAACCAACCAGUUGCUGCCUGCUCAGGACCUGCAGGAAAUGAAACAGUAAUGGGACAACAUGGACAGUCAUCAGAGGAAGUCCCUUCUCUGAGUCCCUUUGUUUCUGUUCCCUCUGAGAAGUAACUGGGGUCAACGAGUGAUCAAGCCAACACCCCGUUUUUGAGACGCUGCUCCUUCCUGCUUUGGUCACUUUCCUCCGCAGCUGCCUGGAUCCCAGUUCAUAGUGGGAGCGAUCAAUGUCAUUCUCCCCCUGGCUAAACAAAGGUAUUGGAAUCUGUUGCUUCCCCCUUCAUUCAUCACAGGAGACAGGGACCCAGGCACAAUUUAUCAACCUUGCCUAUUACUCCUGUUUCUGCAUCACAUUUGUUGAGCACUAUUUUGUUGAAAACUGAUCCUUUUUCUUUGGCAUUGUAUAAAUUGGUCCCUGGGGAAAUACUCCUCGCCUCCCUUUGUGACAUACCAAGAUGUCUCCAGGUUAUCUCAAAUAAUAAGUAAAUUUCUACCAAAAAAAACCAAAAAACAAGAGAGAGAGAGAGAGAUUAAUUUUCAUUGAUUUACUUUUUAACUGUGUAUUUUGGUGGAGGAGUGAAGAGGCAAUCAUGAAAGAAACAAGUGGUUUAAGAUUUCAAAAUGCCCUAAUAGGGGGAGUCUCUAGUUCCCAGAAUUUGAGGAUUUUAGUCAUCGGGAGAACAGCAUGAAACCGACCGAGCUGCUUGAAAUUGGGUGAGGGGAAGGUGGCGGGGGGUGGGGGCUGAUUACCUGGUUCUUCUCUUUCCAUCAGGAAGUGAACCCUUCUUAUACAGUUCGAGUUCUGCUGUAAGGACCAAGCUAUGGUUUGGUUUAAUUCAAUGAUGCUGUCAUUUCUGCUGUAAUUACCGGACUAGCUGGUUUGGCAACUCAAUUGCCAUUUGCUCCUGUCCUUCAAGGAAAUGCCAUUUUUCAUCAGAGCCCAAGAGAUUAUUUGAGACUCAGGAUUCAGAUCAGAGGUUUGGCUGUGUCUGGGAUGGGAAUUGCGUGUAGAAAUGCCCCGGGUGGCCUGGGCACAGGGGGACCUCCAUGCCUACAUUGAGUAGCCUCUCCCACUGACCUCUUUCUUGUUUGUAGAUGAAACAGCACGUGUCACCCCCAUUCAUCACUUGGACACAUCGACUUCGCAUUGUCUGGUCACUUGACCCUCACAGUCUUAUAGCACAAAAUACCCAGUCUCACCAACCCCAGUCUGAGGGCUGGGCCCUAGGUGUGUCGGACGAGGAGCUCCUGCCCGCAGUUUUGUGUACGUGUGUGUGUUUGUGUGUGUGUGUGUGUGUGUGUGUGUGUGUUUACCUCCACAGGGGACACUCGACACUCAGUGUAAGACAUGCCGGGAACAGGGCCACCGGGGUGGUUGGAUCUCAGUCUCUCUGUCUCUCUCCUUCCCUUUUGAUGUAUCAAACAUUUGAUUGACAAAGUAAGGGCCUUGACUGGGACCAAAUUUCCAUGUCUGUUGCUAUGGUCUUUAUUUAGGACAACAGUUAACGCAGUGGCUCAUUCUUGUCACUAUACAUAUGGCUAUACAGGACAUAUGUAAUAUAUAAAUAUAUAUAUAAAACAUUACCGUCUGUCUCCUUGGCUUCAGAUGAGGCCUCUCUGUUGAGCUGAAAUGCACCUGCAGCCCAGCCCUGUUCAAAUUAACACAGUCGAUAAUAAAGGAAUGAGUAUCGUCACCGA
Molecule: messenger RNA, 4784 nt
Organism: Neofelis nebulosa (Clouded leopard)
Lineage: Eukaryota; Metazoa; Chordata; Mammalia; Carnivora; Felidae
Gene: KIF3C
Product: kinesin family member 3C
Exons: 8
Coding region: 11-2395 (794 amino acids)
Biological process (GO): mitotic spindle assembly; microtubule-based movement
Cellular component (GO): spindle microtubule; nucleus
Molecular function (GO): microtubule binding; ATP binding; plus-end-directed microtubule motor activity
Source: RefSeq, a predicted model, not a curated record